AUGAUUAUGACGCUGCAGCUCCUCAUCGACGGCUAUCGGGACUGUGCCCGUGCCGUAUUAAGCCACCUGACCCGCCGCCAGGCCUUGCUGGCUUCACUUACAUGCAAAGGAGCGUGUGAGCUGAUUUUGGAAAUGCUGGAGCACCGGGAGAGCCCAUUCCGCCAGGCAAUGGUGGUCGCUUGCUCUCAGCCCGGAAGGCUAAUUGAGAUUGACAUCCUUAAUGCCGUCAACCCCAAUCGUGCAGUUAUGUGGAAUGCAUGGCCUGUAGAGCAGCCACGCUGCCGCAAGCGGCGGCGGCGGUUACUGUUCACUGAGGGCCGCACACGUAACGUGCUGCCAAAGGAUCCCUGGAUGACAGGCAUCACCACGGGGCCCCCGGCAUGGGAAACCGUACGAAUGGCUGCAGGAGCAGCUGCAGCAGCAGUAGCAUCCGCAGCUUCAUCUUUGCUGGCAGCGUCCGACGCGGCAGCUGACCGACGGUUCACUGGCGACAGCGGUGAUGGCGGCGAUGCAGCCCGGACGAACGGGGACGUUCCACAAUGGCUUCGGCGCCGACCCGUGGGCCCGACGCUGUACGCCUGCUGCUACAGCGCCCCAGGCAUAGUGGCCUUUGACGCCACGACGCUACUGCCUCUAGGCAUCCUCAUCACUUUCGACACGAACCAGUUUAAUCUGGCAACGCCCGAGGGAAUCUGCGCCUCUCACGACAAUGUCUUCGUAAUUAACAGCGUGGAUUGCACUAUAGCACGGAUAGGACUGCAGGCCUGGACGCGUGGCAGCGGUGGCGACGCCGCCGCCACCACUACCCGGCGGCACGCUAGGUACGGCGGUGAACUGCCGUACGGUCGCGGAGUCGUACUGGCGACUAUCACCGCUGGGGUGGGCUGGAUUGGGUGGGGCAUGGCGCUGGCGCCCGAUGGCGGCGCCCUGUACUGCGCGGUGGAUCUGCCGUACGAGGUAUCGAAGCGGCAGUACACUCAGGUCCCACCGCCGCAAACGUCCGGCAACAUCCUGUGCGUGCCGUUGCGGUGUUUGGGCCCUGCAGGACAGGAGGACGUGAGGCACAUCUCUGCUAACAGAGGGCCGCUGGACGCAGGACCAGUUCAGCUGCCAGCCCCGGACGCCGAUGUACCCAUACCGCCACCGCCAGCGCCGCCGCCGCCGCAGCAGCACCCAGCCCUGACGGCGGCGGUCGCGUCAGAUGGCGUGGCGUACGGACCCCCUGGUCCGGCAGUAGCCGCUUCGCCGUACAAUUUCGUACGCGGCGAGCCGGUUUUGCGGCGACCAUCGGGUCUAUGCUUCUCUCCCGAUGGUUGCAGCCUGUGGGUGACGUCGUACGACGGCGGUGUCGUGGAACUGGCGGGACCUGCGCGGGACCUCGUAUUAGGCACGGGGGCUCGAUAUCGUCCCGGCGUGCACCUCCUAGGGGUUGAGGAGCCCUUCCCGUAG
Volvox carteri f. nagariensis is the source of this 1449-nucleotide messenger RNA. RefSeq lists its product as uncharacterized. The transcript is spliced from 3 exons. The record is from RefSeq and is a predicted model, not a curated record. NCBI's taxonomy places the organism in Eukaryota, Viridiplantae, Chlorophyta, Chlorophyceae, Chlamydomonadales, Volvocaceae. Bases 1 to 1449 code for a protein of 482 amino acids.